AUUCAUUUUUCAUCAAUAGCAUACUUACCUAACAACUGUGGUAAAAAGCAUCAUCAGUAGGUACCUAUAAAUUUCAAUUGUGUUUUGGUAUUUUUUAGACAAUAUGCAUCCAAUUUAUGUAAGUGGUUUUUUUAUAUUCAAUAUUUUAUCACUAUGCAAUUUGCAUUUUGCAAGUGGUGCCUACUGUGAAGAUUGGACUAUUUGUCAACAUGUAUUUUGUGCCGCUCCACUCGGUCCUUGUCCUGAAGAAAAACCUCAUUUGAUUUUUGACGAUUGUGGAUGUUGUCAGCAUUGCAGCGAAACUCCCAAGUCUGGCCUUUGUGGAAAAUGUACAGAUAUCUUAUGCAAAGAGUCUUAUCCAACAUGUCAUGGAGAAAAUUCCACUGUUAGUCUGGAUUAUUGUGGUUGCUGUAGAGUGUGCAAAUUAAUUGUCGGUGCUGGACAGGAUUGUGUCAGAGAUGGUCCUUCUUUUUCAGUGUGUGCUGCUGGACUUAGAUGUAUUAAUGGCACUUGUAGCAAUAAUUACGUUUUAUAGGAAAAAACUUACCUACAAAUAUUCAUUAUUACCUUUAUAAUAUUUUAAAAUAAAACAAAAAGGACUUUGUGCACAAAUUUUACUAAUAUUCUAAUUUAAAAAAUCUAAAUAAUUAGGUAUUUGUAAAUAAACCAACUGAUUUGAGUGUCA
Ceutorhynchus assimilis (cabbage seed weevil) is the source of this 685-nucleotide messenger RNA. Lineage: Eukaryota; Metazoa; Arthropoda; Insecta; Coleoptera; Curculionidae. The record is from the annotation of a GenBank genome assembly.